UUGAGCCGCUCGAUUCAAACGGUGCGGGGCGCGGAAGGGGGCAGUUAGUGCGCGAGGCGUCCGUGAGGGAGUAAUCUGAGGCCGCUGCUCGUCCCGCUGCUCCAGCCUGCGCUGCCGCCCGCCAUGGCCCACAAGCAGAUCUACUAUUCCGAUAAGUACUCUGAUGAGCAGUACGAGUACCGACAUGUGAUGCUGCCACGAGAACUUUCAAAACAAGUGCCAAAAUCUCAUCUGAUGUCUGAAGAAGAGUGGAGACGACUUGGUGUUCAGCAGAGUCUUGGCUGGGUUCACUAUAUGAUCCAUGAGCCAGAACCACAUAUUCUGCUCUUCAGAAGACCGCUUCCAAAGGAUGAGCAGAAAUAAGCCAUGGGCUUUUGAAUCUUCUGGAACUAUGUAUAUGAGUGUAUAUAUGUUGGUAGUAUUCAGUGAAUACUUUAAAUUUACAAAACAUACAUCCAAACCUGUGCAUGAGCUGUAUUAUUCACAGCAACAAAGCUCAGUCAAAUGCAAUUCCAAGCAGGCUGCUAUGAUGUUCAAAGAGUGAUGAGUUUAUCUUUUAAUGUUAAUGUAAGUGCCUCUCUGACUUAAAUUUUGUUUGUGCUGCA
This is a messenger RNA of Melozone crissalis (California towhee), 605 nucleotides long. It is a transcript of the gene CKS2, whose product is annotated as CDC28 protein kinase regulatory subunit 2. The transcript is spliced from 3 exons. The coding region runs from base 124 to 363 and encodes 79 amino acids. NCBI's taxonomy places the organism in Eukaryota, Metazoa, Chordata, Aves, Passeriformes, Passerellidae. Gene Ontology annotation, molecular function: protein kinase binding; ubiquitin binding; cyclin-dependent protein serine/threonine kinase activator activity. The record is from RefSeq and is a predicted model, not a curated record. Gene Ontology annotation, cellular component: cyclin-dependent protein kinase holoenzyme complex; SCF ubiquitin ligase complex. Gene Ontology annotation, biological process: regulation of mitotic cell cycle.